Molecule: messenger RNA, 714 nt
Organism: Adineta ricciae
Lineage: Eukaryota; Metazoa; Rotifera; Eurotatoria; Adinetida; Adinetidae
Source: the annotation of a GenBank genome assembly
AUGAAAAGUGCUUGUAAUCAGUUCAAUCAGCAGUAUUCACUGAAACAUUGCAGCAAUUGUAUAAGCGCUCACGAUGAUCUCAUGAUGUUCACUAUGGAUCCUUUGAAUACACUUGAGCAAGAAGAUGAAUGUUCAAUACCAGCCAAGUCCGAUUUAUCGACAAAGUUGAUAAGUCACACAAACUCAAAGAAAAUGUUCGAUAUAACGGAAUUGCUUGGCUCACCAUCACUCGAUGAACGCCAGGAAAUAUGUGAUUGGUUCGAAAAACUUCAACCUAUAUCAACCAGUUCGCCAAGUCUGUGUGUUGUGGAUUAUCUACGUGCUCAAACCUUAAAACACGAUCAAGACAUUCAAUGGCAGAUUGAACAAAAUCGUUUAAAAUAUGAUUCCAAACAACUCUCGCCAAGUGAUUACUUAACACGUCAAUCUCUUUAUAAUCGACCAGUAGCUUUUGAAAAAGACUCACGUACAUGGGCGCGUAGCCUUCUCGACAAUUUCAAGAAAACAUCGUCGACAUCGAUCAACUACUCUCACAUGAAAACAUCUUCAUCCUUCGAUCAACAUAUUCAAUACCUCGAACACUUAAAUGAAUGUAAUGAUUAUCCAGCUUAUUUGGAAUAUUUAAAUGAAAAUCGUUCGCAACUGUUCUACACUCUGACAGAUUCACUGGAUAUCAUCGAUGGUCUUCUUGGGACUAUUGUUUCAUCGUUUUGA